AUGAAGCACCCGUGGUGUCCUAAGAACAUCAACUACAAGUUCGAUGCGUAUAGUCUCCGCAACGUCAAUGCCCAAGGCCCGAGGAGAGAGGACGGCAAAUUCGAAGACAACACAGACUGGCGCUCGAACCCAAUGAACACUAUCGAGUUUCGCGAAGCGGCGGGCUCCCUCGACAUGGAGUGGAUCGCGACUUGGGCGCGGAUCUGCUGCCGGCUGCUCGAGUGGAGCCGGGACGCGGCGUCGGCCGAGUUCAUGUGUGUGAUUCAGCUGCUGGCGUGGGCCCAGGAGGAAGAGGGCGCAGAGUACGAUGUUGUCGACUUUUUGAUCGACCUGGGGCUCUUGAAGGAGGCGCGAUUCUGCGAAGCGAGACUUCAGAAGGGGGGAACAGCGUGGUGGGAGUGUCUGAACCUCGGCAUGCCCGGGCAUGCUAACAGAGACAUAUCCAAGUGGGCAGAGAAUGAGGGCGAAGACGAAGUGCCGUGGUCCCGCAGUGAUGGUAACGCGAGUGCGUACCCUGGGGUUGGCGGUGAAUCGUUCGAGGAGGGCAGAUUCUACGGGAUUGCCGGGGGUGGUUGGGGGAACGAGGGUGAGUAUCAGGGUGCUGAGGGAUGGGAUGAAGACGAAGAAAAGGAGCUGGAGCCGCCCUAUGAUAUGGAAAAGCUGCAGGGUCUUGGUGAGCCGGGCUGCCAUCUUUUUGAGCUGGAUGCUCUGGAGACUCAGAUCACCCAACCGGAUGGCGUCACUCCUAGCGGGGCUGUUGCGGGCGGCGGUGGUGCGGAGCAAGGUCUUAUCAAGGGGCGGGAUGCUGAAUCGGAGCCAGAAUCGGAGUCGGAGUCGGAGUAUGUCCGGGUCGAGAAGGGGUAUCCCAAGAAAAACGUUGUGGACGAGGAGGACGGGUUUGAGAUUGUGGAACCCGAGGAGUAA
Molecule: messenger RNA, 924 nt
Organism: Colletotrichum higginsianum IMI 349063
Lineage: Eukaryota; Fungi; Ascomycota; Sordariomycetes; Glomerellales; Glomerellaceae
Exons: 2
Coding region: 1-924 (307 amino acids)
Source: RefSeq, a predicted model, not a curated record